Molecule: messenger RNA, 596 nt
Organism: Megalobrama amblycephala (Wuchang bream)
Lineage: Eukaryota; Metazoa; Chordata; Actinopteri; Cypriniformes; Xenocyprididae
Gene: ccl33.3
Product: chemokine (C-C motif) ligand 33, duplicate 3
Exons: 4
Coding region: 169-420 (83 amino acids)
Biological process (GO): monocyte chemotaxis; inflammatory response; immune response
Cellular component (GO): extracellular region
Molecular function (GO): chemokine activity; CCR chemokine receptor binding
Source: RefSeq, a predicted model, not a curated record
GCAUUGAAGAAGAGGUGGGGGCUGCAGUACAUGUCCUUAUCUAACCACAGAUCUGAGUUUCUAUCUUGCAUCACGUCCGAAAGCGCUUAAAAACGUGAAGCAGGCAGGGGUUGUCUCAGACAUCUACAACAAUUAUCAAGUUUCCAGAUCAACUUCAGAUCAGAAAUCAUGAGGGCAUCUUCUUUGUUUCUGGUGUUCGGGGUGGUCCUGCUGAUGGCCUGGACUUCUGAGGCUCAACAAGCUGCUGCAGUUCCUCAGACGUGUUGCUUCAGUUUUAUCGACUUCCCAAUUCCAGACAGUAAAGUUGUGAGUGCUGUGAGGACACGUUCAAACUGUCCUACUGCAGGCAUUGUGGUUACGACACCUAAAAACCAAUUCUGUGUGAAUCCAGACGAGGCUUGGAUAAAGAAGCAUCUUUAGAAAUGAAAACACAACACCUGUUCACAAAACAAUACUGAUACUGCUUUACACAACUGCCUUUUCUUAUUAAAUGUAUUUUUGCAUCUCCUUAUCAAUACUGCAAGAUACUCAAUGUUAAACCUGUUGUCAUUUCGCACUCAAUCUAUGCAAAUGAAUAAUAAAAAGCUCAGAGAUUA